Messenger RNA from Phoenix dactylifera (date palm), 2644 nucleotides. NCBI's taxonomy places the organism in Eukaryota, Viridiplantae, Streptophyta, Magnoliopsida, Arecales, Arecaceae. The record is from RefSeq and is a predicted model, not a curated record.
UCGUAAAAUGCACGCCAGCUUGCAGGCCGCCACCCCAUUAAGUCCGUACAGAGUUCCGUACAAAAAGCCUCGACGGCCAACCCUCUCCCUCUCCCUCCCUCCUCCUUUCGCUCUGGCCGCGAUCGCAGUACGGAGCGAUAACCAUCGUGCUUCGUUACGCGGUCUUCUUCCCGGGUUGCCGACCCUCUCCUCCCCCUUUUCUAUGCUUCUCCCUCCCGGUGUCCCGUUCUUGGCCCCUCUAGGUCUCGUCGACGAGCGAACCAGGGAGGAAGAAAAGACGACGAGUAGAAACCCUAAUUCCUCGCAGUGGCGGUCAUGUCGGCCAGGCCGUUACCUUAUUCGAUGCAAGACGUCGAUUACGACAAUGCCAAGUUCCGCCACCGAUCCCGAUUCAAGGUGAUUACUCAGGCAUUGAUUCCUAGUAGCAUCAGACAUGACUGCAGAAGAUGUAGUAUAGAAAUUUUUUUAAUGCUAUUGAUGAUUGCUGGGUUAGCAUACUUAAUGGUAAUGCAUAAGGUUUCCAAUCAUUCAACAUCCAGUGCUCUUUUAAAUGAUGCUUUGGUUGGGGAAAAUAAACUUUGCAAGGGAGGUGUCCAUACAAUUGGAAGAUUUUGGAGAAAGCCUCCAAGGCUUCCUCCUCAGCUUCCUUCUGAUAAGGGCGUAAGUACUUCUGAUUUUGAUCCAAACAAACUAUAUCCCAUGUCUGAAUGGAUAUCUAGGCAACAAAAGGUUAAAGAGGCGUUUCUCCAUGCUUGGUCUGGCUAUAAAUCCUAUGCAAUUGGUUAUGAAGAACUAAUGCCCUUGAGUCAUAGAGGAAUUGAUGGUUUGGGAGGUCUAGUUUCCACCAUUAUAGAUUCCUUGGAUACAGCCACGAUAAUAGGUGCUGAUGAAAUUGUUUCUGAAGCAGAAAUGUGGAUAGAAGAACACCUUAUGGAAAGAAUCAAUACAAAAGGGAAGGACAACUUAUUUGAAACAACCAUUCGUGUUUUAGGGGGCCUUCUCAGUGCUUAUCAUUUAAGCGGGGGUGAACAUGGCACCUUGGAAGGUGGAAUAUCUGUGAAUCUUAAAGGAGCUAAACCAGAGGUCUUCCUGAAAAUAGCAAAGAAUUUGUCUGACAAGCUGUUAGCUGCUUUUACUUCAAGUCCAACAUCCAUUCCUUUCAGUGAUGUCAUUCUUCAUGAUAAUACAGCCCAUCCUGCUCCAGACAGCUUGAGCAGUACUUCUGAAGUUUCAACCUUACAACUUGAGUUUAACUACCUCAGUAAAAUUUCAGGUGAUCGAAGAUAUGGUUCAGAGGCAAUGAAGGUAUUGAAACAUUUAAGGACGCUUCCCAAGGUGGAAGGUCUGGUGCCUAUAUACAUCAGUUCCCCAUCUGGUCAUUUUAAUGGAGACAACAUUUGGCUGGGAUCUCGUGGUGACAGUUACUAUGAGUACUUAAUUAACGUGUGGAUUCAACAAAAAAACAGUCGCAAUAGUCAGCUAAAGUAUCUUUAUGAGAUAUAUACAGAAGCAAUGAAAGGGGUCAGACAUCUUCUUGUGCGGGAGUCAAUACCCAAAGGGUUGGUUUUGGUUGGGGAGCUGCCCUAUGGAUCUAAUGGUGGCUUCAGCACCAAAAUGGAUCACCUGGUCUGUUUCUUUCCAGGUACCCUAGCACUUGGUGCAACCAAUGGUAUCACAAAGAAAAAGGCAAUUGAAGGUAAUUUGUUAACUGCAGAAGACAUGGAAAAUUUAAAGCUUGCUGAAGAUCUGGCAAAAACAUGCUUUGAAAUGUAUUCUGUGACUUCUACUGGUCUUGCUCCUGAAAUUGUUUAUUUCCGUAUUAAGGGUGGUUCUGAUGGAGGACCUGGUGGAGGUAACAAGAGCUCCGAGUAUGUAAAUGAUAUAAUCAUCAAACCCAAUGAUCGCCAUAAUCUUUUGUGCCCAGAAACUGUGGAAUCAUUGUUUGUGUUGUAUAGUAUUAUUGAAGAUCCAAAGUAACGUGAAUGGAGCUGGCAGAUCUUUGAGGCCUUUGAAAAAUAUACAAAGGUGGAUUCUGGAGGUUAUACUUCUUUGGAUGAUGUCACAGCUAUGGUCCCUCGAAAAAGAGACAAGAUGGAGACUUUCUUCUUGGGGGAAACAUUGAAGUAUUUAUAUUUAUUGUUUGGAGAUAAUAAUGUUCUUCCUCUUGAUAAGUUUGUAUUCAACACAGAAGCCCAUUCUUUUCCAGUUAACUGAUCUGGCUAGCCUCAAUACUCCAGCAAACCUUCUAAGUAUAUCUUGACAAUGCAAGCUUGGGGAUACUCUGUUAUCUCGGGACCUGAGGAAAGUCAGCCAUUGUCUUAUUGACUUGCCAAAAUGAUUGACAUCUAUAUGGUUAUCAGAUUAGUUUCAUGGGAUUUCUGGCAGUGGACAGGUUGUAGAAUAUACUGACAUCAAGAUUCCUCACAUGAAUACGUGUUAAAAGUGGACAUCAAGGAAGUGAUUAUCCACACUCAGAGUUCCAUACAACAUUAUUCAUUAAAUCUGGGUUAUCACUGCAUCCAGUCAAAGCUGACAAAAUCAUUGUUUAUUAGGUGCUGGAUUUUCUCUUUUUAUUGUGAACCAAGUAGUCAGAUGUAACCACAAUAUAGAUUGGCAGUUUAAUUGCUGGAGGUAUUGAAAUUUA